Molecule: messenger RNA, 2187 nt
Organism: Dermacentor albipictus
Lineage: Eukaryota; Metazoa; Arthropoda; Arachnida; Ixodida; Ixodidae
Source: RefSeq, a predicted model, not a curated record
CAAGAGCCAGCGCCCGCCGACACGAUGUUCUCCAAGGUUCUCCUGUGCUGCGUCCUCGCCUUCGCUGCCGCCCAGCAGCAGCCAAACGUCGAUGGGCCACCACAGCCGUACAGCUUCAGCUAUGACAACACCGACGAGUACGGCACCCGCAUCGCGCAGCAGGAGACCGGUGACGAGAACAACAACAAGGUCGGCUCCUACAGCUACACCGACCCGAACGGAGUGACCCGUACCGUCAAGUACACCGCCGACGCCGACGGCUUCCACGUUGUGGUCGAGACCAACGAGCCAGGAACCAAGACCUCCAACCCAGCCGACGCCCAGUACGUCGCCAACCCCAUCGAGGUCGCCCCAGCCCCAGCCGCCGCUGUCGUUGCCCAGAAGCCCGUUGUCGUGCAGGCCGCCGCCCCAGUCGUCCACGCCGUGCACGCUGCCCCCUUCACCGUCCACGCCGCUCCAGUCUCUUACGCUACUGCCCACCACGUGACCCCAGUCGCUGUCGCUGCCCAGCCAACUGCCAUCGCUCACGCUCCAAUUACCUACACUCUCGGCCGUGCCAAGAGCAAACGUGCACGAGUUCAGACGAAACGCCAAACAUCCUUGAGUCACGCAACGCGGAAGGAGAAGGACUUUCGAACUGUGAUCGCCAGCGGUCCUAAACAGGCCACCCCGACAUAUCGUCUCAUCACCAUGAUCAACAAGGUUAUCCUCUGCGGCUUGCUGGCCUAUGCAGCCGGCCAAGCCCAGCCAGGAGAUCUUCCGGCUGCGCCGUACAGCUUCAACCACGACACCACGGAUGAGUCCGGCACCCGCAUUACUCACGAAGAGACCAGUGACGAGAACAACCACAAGGUCGGUUCCUACAGCUACACCGAUCCAAACGGCAUCACCCGCACAGUGCGCUACGUGGCUGACGCCGGCGGAUUCCGCGCCACCGUCGAGACCAACGAGCCGGGAACCAAGACUUCGAACCCUGCCGACGCGCCGUUCCUCUCCAACGCUGUGGAGCCGCCUCCAGCCCCGCCAGCACCGAAGCCCGCGCCAACCGCCACCGUGGUCGUCAGGCCCGCUCCCAGACCCGUGGUCGUCCGCUCAACGCCUGUUUUCCACACCCACCCGGUAUUCCACGCCCACCCGGUAUUCCACGCCCACCCGGUUGGGCACGCUCUUCAUGCCACACCGGUUACGCUUCACGCGGGGCCAGUCGCCCUGCAUGCGGCGCCUGUCACCUUUGCCACGGCCCACCACGGCCACCCGGUAACCGUGAACGGUCAUCCGAUCGCCAUCGCCCACGCGCCGCUGACGUACACCCUGGGCCGUGCCAAGAGAUAAGUGCAGUCGGCUGGUCAAGCCUGUCGCCUGGUUACCUCCUCCGGACGUUACGUGUUAGCGCUAAAUCACUACUGGUUGCGCCAGCCGUCUGUCACGUGCAGUCGGGACGGCGAGGAUUUCGGCUGUGCUUUCUGGUUAUUAUAGCUUGCCUAGCAUUGUUUCCUCCUCAGCCCGAGUCAAAGUCGGUGUAUGCGAAAUGAAUGUGAUCGAGUUACACUUCUAUACUUGCAGUAGUUUCUGUAAAAUAAUAUAUAUCUUUUUCUUCUGUGAAAAGGUACUGCCAUACUAAUCUUAUUAAUUCUUACGAUAUUGAGUAUUGUGAGCCGUGCUGCUAAGGACGCACUUUUUCGAAGCCAGCAGCUGAAGUACUAUCUUCAUUGAGCACCCAAAUCAGGUGCACUGCUAUGCAGUAGCCAAUAAAUUUAACUUACGUACACACUGGUAAUGUCUGCCCUCCAAACCUUUCUUACCAUUUUCGGUUGGAGUUCAUGCUUGCCUGCUUCUGUUGUUUAAAGUGGGCGCAUGUGGUGCGAGUCGGGGUACUGCCUUAAUUUCUAAGCUCGUAUCCACAUGACUUAUAUAACAACCCAAUUAACACACGCUCUACCUAACACAAUAAAUAAAGCUUGCUCAAUUGCAAAUUUGUUGAAUUAUUUUCCUAUGUUUUUCUCAUAUUUCUUUGUUUACGGGUGCCAUUUGUGUAAACUGUAGAUAGCUGUAUUAUCAGUACUGCCUUGCUUCUUUCAAGUUUGAGACCAUUGGAAACUAGCGAAUAUUUUCUUGUCAUUGAAGCGCAUGUAUCAUUUUAUGCAGUGUUCAAAUCUUUAGCUUGUAUUAAAAAUUGAUUUUUGACUA